CUCUCUGACCAGGGAUGGGCCUCUUCCCUUCCCCCUAGGACUCCCCUCCUGACCAUACUUGUCUCCCCCUCUCUCAGUCAGUCAGCUCCACAGUUCCCCAGACUGGUGGCUGUACCUCCCUCUCCCCGCCCCACCCCCAUUCUCCUUUCACUGCCCUGGCCAGCCCCUGGGAGCCACUGAGGGCUGUUUGGGAACAAGCCUGAGGAGGCUGGGGAGGGGCCGAGAACCACAUGGACUGAUUCAUUCAGAAGCAGGAGAUGCCCUGGGUCCUGUCCUGCCUUCUUAGCCCUGUCUCAGGAGCACUGGCCCACAGCCUCUCCCCAAUGGAUCUCAGAGCGCUAAGCCAUUCCACUCCAGGAGGACCCAGCAUCUAAUGCAGUCACUGGCUUCAGGUAGAUCCAGGGAACAGGGAGGAAGGAGGUUGUGAAUCCGGAGAAUUUAGGCAAAGAAGAUAACUCAAAUCACUAGAGGAGAGAAAGAACUGACUGGAGCACAGGCGAGGAGAGAAACCCCGAGAAGAACGAGCUGUUCAGGAGGAGGAAUCAAGCCAAGGGCCCCACAGUGUGGAUGCCUGCAGGGAGAGUGGGACCAGGGAGCUGGAGGAGGUGCUGGGGGCUGGUGGCGGGAGAAGGCCGGGGCUAUGAUCCUCAUGCCGGCCCUGCUGCUGAUCCUGACCCUGCUUUCAGGGCUAACUGAGGGGGCCAGCCUCCAGCCUGAACCCGUGAGCCACCCAGGUGUGUGCCCCAACCAGCUCAAUCCCAACCUGUGGGUGGAUGCCCAGAGCACCUGUGAGAGGGAAUGCCAUGUGGAUCAGGACUGCAGCGGGUUUGAAAAGUGCUGCACCAAUGUGUGCGGCUUGCGGAGCUGUGUGGCGGCCCGCUUUGCCGACGGGAGCUCAGCAACCCCGGCACCGGCCGCCUCCUGCGAGAGCUUCAUCUGCCCCCAGCAGGGCUCCGACUGUGACAUCUGGGAUGGCCAGCCCGUGUGCAAGUGUCGGGACCGCUGUGAGAAGGAGCCCAACUUCACCUGCGCCUCAGACGGCCUCACUUACUACAACCGCUGCUACAUGGAUGCCGAGGCCUGCCUGCGGGGCCUCCACCUCAGCGUGGUCCCCUGCAAGUAUGUCUUCAGCUGGCCUCACACCAGCCCCGGGCCUCCCGAGACCACCGCCCCCCCCACUCCGGGCGCGGCCCCUGACGUGCCCAUCCCGCCCGCCCUCUACAGCAACCCCUUCCACCAGUCUGUCUACGCCGGGGGCACAGCCAGCUUCCACUGCGAUGUGAGCGGCCGCCCCCCACCCGACAUCACCUGGGAGAAGCAGAGUGAUCAGCGUGAGAACUUCAUCAUGCGGCCCGACCAGAUGUACGGCAACGUGGUGGUCACCAACAUUGGGCAGCUGGUGGUCUACAACGCGCGGCCCGAGGACGCCGGCCUCUACACGUGCACCGCCCGCAACGCCGCCGGCCUCCUCCGGGCCGACUUCCCCCUCUCGGUCAUCCAGCGGGAGCCCCCGAGAGGGGAGCCCCCAGCCCCCAGCCCGCCACCCCCCGCGCCAAUGGAGUGUCUGAAGGAACCCGACCGCCAGGCCUGCCAGGGUGCCGGUGGCCGAGUACGGUGGCACUUCGAUGCCAAAAGGGGCAGCUGCACCACCUUCCAAGACAACGGCUGCGACCGGGGCAACGGCAACCGGUUUGAGACCUACGAGGCCUGCCAGCGGGCCUGUGCGCGGGGCCCUGGGGAUGCGUGCGUGCUGCCCGCCGUGCAGGGCCCUUGCCGGAGCUGGGAGGCUCGCUGGGCCUACAGCCCGCUCCUUAAACAGUGCCAUUCUUUUGUGUAUGGGGGCUGUGAGGGCAACGCCAACAACUUUGAAAGCCGCGAGAGCUGCGAAGACGCGUGCCCUUUCCCCCGGACGCUGCCCUGCAAGGCCUGCAGGCUCAAAAGCAAGAUGGCGCUGAGCCUGUGCCGCAGUGACUUUGCCAUCAUCGGGCGCCUGACCGAAGUGAUCGAGGAGCCCGAUGCCGGCAUCGCCCGCUUCGCCCUGGAGGGAGUGCUCAAGGAUGAUAAGAUGGGGCUCAAGUUCUUUGACACCAAGUAUCUGGAGGUGACGCUGAUGGGCAUGGACUGGGACUGCCCCUGUCCCAACAUGACGGCGGGUGACGGGCCGCUGGUCAUCAUGGGGGAGGUGCACGACGGGGUGGCCGUACUCCACCCCAGCAGCUACGUCAGGGCCGCCAGCGACAAGCGGGUCAAGAAAAUCUUGGAGCUGAUUGAGAAGAAGGCCUGCGAGCUGCUCAACCGCUUUCAGGACUGAGCCUGGGGGUCCCUGAAGGCCGAGUUCCAGCCGGCGCCCCACUCAGCCGGUGUUUUCGAGUCGGUGAAUAAAAGGUGUUUCUCUCUCAAGGCCUUGUGGCCCUUCUGCCGAGGGCAGGGACCCGGAGGGGCCAGUGGCAGGGCCCGCCUAACGGCCUGGCCAGACGCCCUCUCCCAGCCACGCGCCACCCCCCCAGCCGCACAAACACGACUUCUCCUCCCAAACAUGGCCAGCUUCCAGACUUGGGGGCUCUUCUUGGGCAUUGCCUCUGGGCCAGCGGGGAGAGAGGAGGUCGGAACUGCUCUUUCCAUACAAGCCACUGGGCGGGGACUCAGGCGCCCUUCUCCUGUCCCCCUGGUGCUUCCUGUUCCCCGGCCAGCUUUGGGGCUCACCUAUGUAGCCCUGGUUUGCUUUAGGGCCGGAGCUGGGGUCAGAGUUCAGUAGGAACAGAUAGGAAGGGAAAGGGUCAGAACUCACAGAAGAAGAAACCUCCUCAGAUCCCAGGCUGACAAACCUGAGCCUUCAUCUGGGGACCCCCGGCCUGAUGCCUCCCUGGGGAAAGGGCAACGUCUCCUCCUGGCAGUCAGUCAGGGCCUAUUCUUCUCCUCCGGGUUGGGACUCAGAGGUUAAGAAAGGGAAACCAUUCGAUUAGCUGUGGUUGCUGAGAGACAAGGCAAACAGGGCCCCUACAGAGGCCUCUCAGCCUGGGGUACUGGCCAGAAAGAUGGGAGGGGAAAAGAACUGGGGGCCCAGAGGUGGCUGUUGCUUCAGAGACAGUG
Messenger RNA from Sarcophilus harrisii (Tasmanian devil), 3090 nucleotides. RefSeq names its product WAP, follistatin/kazal, immunoglobulin, kunitz and netrin domain containing 1 (gene WFIKKN1). The record is from RefSeq and is a predicted model, not a curated record. The transcript is spliced from 2 exons. Lineage: Eukaryota; Metazoa; Chordata; Mammalia; Dasyuromorphia; Dasyuridae. Bases 641 to 2311 code for a protein of 556 amino acids. Gene Ontology annotation, biological process: negative regulation of transforming growth factor beta receptor signaling pathway. Gene Ontology annotation, molecular function: transforming growth factor beta binding; serine-type endopeptidase inhibitor activity; receptor antagonist activity. Gene Ontology annotation, cellular component: extracellular region.